This is a messenger RNA of Paramecium sonneborni, 328 nucleotides long. Lineage: Eukaryota; Ciliophora; Oligohymenophorea; Peniculida; Parameciidae. The record is from the annotation of a GenBank genome assembly.
UUUUAUUAUUUUUCCCUUCUUAUGACAUAGAACAAUCAUUAAGCCAUUCCAAAUGAUUCUGUGAAAUAUAUUAAUCUGAAAUUAGAUGUUUUCAAAAAUGAUUCCAUCUAAAGAACAUCAAAAUAAAUAAAAUCACAAUUUGUAGUGGUAAACAUAAACCAGAAAAAUGAAGUAAUCUAAGGAACAUUGUCAAAGCAACUGAAACACAUUGAUCUCUUUUGAUAAUAAAUCUAUUCUAGAAAAGAACAUCCAGAUUAUUUAAAAAGAGGAAAAUUAAUUAUAAGGGCGUUAUCGAAAAUUCCUAGACAUCUCUGAUUUCUCCUCUGGC